AUGACUGGCUGGGACGCGUACAUCUCCAACUUAACCGCCUCUUCACCACACAUUCAACGUGCAGCGAUUGUCGGAUUUCCAGAUGGAGCCGUGUGGGCGCGCACCGAAGGAGAACACAAGUUUGAGGCUACGGAAGGAGAGUUGAAGAAGUUGGUCGCCGGUUUCAACAAUCCAAAUGAUGUGCCUGCCCAUGGAGCCGAUUUGGAAAAUGUCCAUUACAUUGUGCCCCAGGCCGAUGAUAGUGUGAUCUUCGGCAAGAAAGACAAAUGCGGUUUCUUUGCAGCAAAGACACAGUCGGCAGUCCUCAUCGCUGUCUACAAAGGAGAAUCAGUCGCAGCGCUUGAAGUCCGAAGCGCCGUUGAGAAGCUCGCACAAUACUUGACCUCCACCGGAUAC
This is a messenger RNA of Mesorhabditis belari, 396 nucleotides long. The record is from the annotation of a GenBank genome assembly. NCBI's taxonomy places the organism in Eukaryota, Metazoa, Nematoda, Chromadorea, Rhabditida, Rhabditidae.